This is a messenger RNA of Ruditapes philippinarum (Manila clam), 670 nucleotides long. Its product is annotated as phenylalanine--tRNA ligase beta subunit-like. Gene Ontology annotation, molecular function: phenylalanine-tRNA ligase activity; RNA binding. The record is from RefSeq and is a predicted model, not a curated record. Gene Ontology annotation, cellular component: phenylalanine-tRNA ligase complex. NCBI's taxonomy places the organism in Eukaryota, Metazoa, Mollusca, Bivalvia, Venerida, Veneridae. Bases 1 to 642 code for a protein of 213 amino acids. The transcript is spliced from 8 exons. Gene Ontology annotation, biological process: phenylalanyl-tRNA aminoacylation.
AUGCGUGAACUGGCGGAUAUCCCCUUCCAUAGGUAUAAGGCUGUGGCACCAUCAUCUGCAGCGUUGUUAGAUACUGGUCAAGUACGUCCAUUUGCCGUGGCAGCUGUACUGAGAAAUAUUAAAUUUACCGAGGAUAGGUACAAAAGCUUCAUAGACCUCCAAGAUAAACUGCAUCAAAAUAUUUGCAGGGUGAGAAAAUUGGUUGCCAUAGGAACGCACGACCUUGACACCAUACAAGGACCAUUCAUAUAUGAUGCUAAACCACCAGCAGAUAUCAAGUUCAAGGCAUUGAAUCAAACACAAGAAAUGACGGCUGUAGAACUGAUGAAACUUUACUCCGGAGACAGUCAUCUUAAGGCGUAUUUACCUAUCAUCCAAGAUAAACCAGUCUACCCAGUGAUCUAUGAUAAAAAUGGAGUUGUUUUGUCCAUGCCUCCUAUCAUCAAUGGCGAGCAUACAAAGAUCACCCUAGAGACCAAGAACGUGUUUAUAGAAUGCACGGCAACAGAUCUGACGAAGGCUAAGAUAGUGCUGGACACCAUUGUUACCAUGUUCGGACAAUAUUGUGAGGAACCUUUUGUGAUAGAGCAAGCUGAAGUCAUACAGCCAGACGGUACUACAGUUGUUUAUCCUGUAAGUUGAGAUGAUUUAAAGGCACUCCACUGAGGUU